Helianthus annuus (common sunflower) is the source of this 1025-nucleotide messenger RNA. RefSeq lists its product as uncharacterized. The record is from RefSeq and is a predicted model, not a curated record. The transcript has a single exon. Lineage: Eukaryota; Viridiplantae; Streptophyta; Magnoliopsida; Asterales; Asteraceae. The coding region runs from base 97 to 702 and encodes 201 amino acids.
CUUUUCCUUCACUAUAAAUGCAAGCACCACAAGCAUUGCCCUAUGUUCAGUCAUAUGAACUACAAAUCCAUCAAAAGAACUUAAGUUGAUCAAACUAUGGAUCCACUCAGAAUACAUGCUUACAAGAUUCAUGCUAUCAAGAAACAUAAAAGACAACAGUUUGUGGGUACUAUUCUACUAUACUCCUUGACAACAUUAGCUUGUACCUUGUUUUGUUCUAGCCACUUAUGGUAUCCUCCAUUUUGUGCUACUUUUAAUGUCAUUUUCUUUUUAACCCUACCCAAGAUAUGUUCAUUCUUCCUCACUAGCAAGGUUUUGUUCAUUGUGGGCAACCUCAUUGUCAUCUUUCUUGUGGGAGAGUCAAAGUUCUUCGCCUCCAAAUCGAAGGCAUUGCAUGCUAACUAUAGUGAUAUAUGUCAUGAUAAAUACAAAUACAAAUGUAAGAUCACCAACCCUCGAGUUUUGCCAUCGACAAAGGCUAAAAGAGAUGAGGAGGAGGAAAUGAUGGAAGUUAAAAGUGAUGAGAAGAUGUAUAAGUGUUGUAGGGGGGAGAUAAGGAUAUUAGAGAAACUAAAACAUGAGGAUUUAGAGUUGAGUGAAGAAGACAGUUUGCCAGCAGAAGAGUUGAACAAAUGGGCUGAUGAUUUUAUUGCUAGGGUCAAUAGACAAAGAAAACUUGAAGCUGAAUUCCCUGGGAGAUAAAAUUAUUGGAGGGUCAUUGAAGGCAAUACUAAAAGUAGAGGGGGGUAAAGUGUAACCUUUUAAAGUAUAUGACAUUACAAAUAACGUAUUAUGUGACAACUUCUGAAGCCUUUUGUAAGUUCAUGGUUGUUGUUGUUUACUGAUAAUUUCCUAUCAUGUAUUUAGUUGAUGUAUCUUAAUCAUAAUUAGGUUAGUAUACUAUGCAUGUACCUUUGGAUCUUCGGGUGUUAUAUAUGCAUCGAGAAAGACAUGUAAGCUAGUUUUAUUGUAUUUAUAUAGCUAGCUUGUAUAAUAAUAACAGUUUCUUUAUCCGGUUGUUCCAA